CCAGCUCUCUGGCAGUGGCGCAUGUGUGCUAUUCACACGUAUUAUGACAGUUGACUCUGAACCUCUGGAGUGUCAGGACAAAGCUGGAGCAUACCCUUGCACUUGUUUUAUUUUUCCUUUGUAACCCACUGCAUGCAUGUUAUAGAAACCAUGGUUAUAACAGGGACCGGUAAUCGUAUUAUGGCUUAAAAUGGACCUACAGUUUUAUAUCUAUUGGGAAAUUUCCCACUGGGUAAUUUCCACUGUUAAUAAUAUCCAUUGAGAUUUUGUAUAUACAUGUCUGAGAGGCGCAGAAUUAACAAUGCCGGACGAGAAAGCUGUAGGCUUUUACGCUUUCCUCCACUGGAUGAAACACGGACUGUCAAUCUUCUAAAAUGAAGAACGAGAGACGACCACGUUUUCAGAAAGCCGGUGUAGCCAAUAGCUCAACUCUCUGAUACUCUUGAAGAAUGAGCCGUUCGUGUUGCAUCGUGGGUGUCAACAUGAGCCACACCUGCGAAUCUCCGGUAUCCAACAUGACCGUAGAUCUAGGUCCACUCGGGGGUCAUCAGCCUUGGGAAGUGGUACUGAUCAUUCUUGUGACUGGGACACUCUCUUUUAUCACCAUCUUGGGUAACCUGUUAGUGCUCGUCUCCUUCCGGCUCAACCGCCAACUAAGAACCAUCAGCAACUAUUAUCUCUUGAGUUUGGCAGUGGCUGAUUUGAUCUUGGGCACUGUAUCAAUGAACCUCUACACAGCCAAUAUCAUAAUGGGACGUUGGAUGCUGGGACAUCUAGCAUGCGACCUCUGGCUAGCAUUAGACUAUGUAGCUAGCAAUGCUUCAGUUAUGAACCUCCUAGUAAUCAGCUUCGACAGGUACUUUUCUGUAACGCGACCGUUAACGUAUCGGACCAAACGGACACCCAGGAAAGCUGCGGCAUUGAUCACACUAGCGUGGGUGGUCUCGUUUGUACUGUGGGCCCCUGCAAUAUUGUUUUGGCCCCAUCCAAAAGAAGCACUGAAGGACAAGGUGAACUGUUCGAUCCCGUUUCUAACAGUGCCUUCUUUAACCUUUGGAACAGCCAUAGCUGCUUUCUACCUCCCUGUCAGCAUCAUGAUCAUUCUAUACUGGCGAAUUUACUGGGAGAUUGAGAACAGAGCAAAAGGACUUGCUAAAUUUGUUGGGUCUGUUGGUAGCAGUCAGAGUAGCUCAGUGAAGGUAACAAAUAAGUGGUCCAACAGUAAUCGAAGUAGUCUCAGUAGCUCCACUGAGACACAUCCCAGAAAGGGUCUAGAGCUUGCCAGGAAAACAUCAGUUGGGUGUUUUCCAGCAAGACAAAAGCAACUUCCAGGAAAUCUCUCCAUGCUGCCACCAUCAAGUGAAAUCAAUAACAAGGAGGCGUGUAGCAGCAACAGCUGGAACAUUGAAGAUGAGGACGAUGAUGACGCCGCGACGUCUUCGACGAGUGAGGAAGACCAAAAGCAAGAUCACGUAGCAAUGUCACUGUCUGCAUCAAAUCCUGCAGUGAUCAAGCUGAAGGAGCUGCAUGUGGCAUCAGAGUAUCAACAGGAAAUUCCAGCAUUAUCUGGACAAGUUGUAGAUCCAUCUUCUAGUCAACCUUCCAGACAUCUUUCACUGAAGAAGAACAGACUGCUGGACCUAAGCUUCCACAAACAACCCAAAACCAAAAGGCGUAUAAAUAUGAUCAUACGAGAAAAGAAAGCAGCACGGACGUUGAGCGCCAUCUUACUGGCCUUUAUCCUGACAUGGACUCCAUACAACAUCAUGGUCUUGGCUUCUAUUUCAUACUGCGUCCCUGAAAAGUUAUGGCAUCUGGGAUACUGGCUGUGCUACGUCAACAGCACAGUGAACCCCAUGUGCUACGCUCUCUGUAAUGAGUCCUUCCGAACCACUUUCAAAACACUGCUACUUUGUCGCCGUGGAGAUGCCAGAAAGUGGCAAACGAGUCACCAGAGCCGUAGUUUUUCGGUGAGGACGAACAAGUCAUGCAGCACGGUGUGAUGUGCAAAGUGUGUGUGUAUUUAUGCAAUAACGGAUAGGUAAACCUGCUGUGUAACGAACAGAAGCAUGUGUCUGAAAAUGCCUCAUCAGAAGGUUGAUCUAAUUGACUGGAAAUCUGUGGUACUUAUAGUCCACAAUAGUGCCUGCUAUGGAUGAAGGUCAUUCUCAACACGAGGCGUCAAACCCACUAAACGACUUUCUCUUGUUUUGGACUUUUUGCCAGUGAUGAAUGACGGAGAACGCUUGGAAAUUUUUGCACUGUUUAUCAAAGCACGGCUAAGUUAUGCGUUUCGGAAUCCGCGCCUGACUUCUUUUCUCUGUCGUCUUUCGCCGUAUCUGUGUUGUGUCCUGCCUACCAGUUUAAUUUCCCAUCUGUGUGCCAUUUGAAAAAGAAAGAUGGGGAAAGGAUGACUAAAAUAACAGCCACUCCUCGGUUUCCGCUACACGGGCCCUUUUGAACGAUGCUGCCAAAUUGUUCCACUGAAGAUUUUUUCCGUCUGCGGUAUUACUCGAGCUAAGCAACGGCUCCUUCCUUGUUAUGAACUCGUAAGGAGAAUCGUAAUACAGAAAUGAUUUAAGAGAUUGAACAGAUUUGUAUAUUAUGUGCAUGUUGUACUUAAUAUCAAAAAAAUCAGUAAAAUAUCAGGAUCAAAAGAUCAGUGUUUGCUUUCCAUGUCAUAAUGAACAAGAAUUAACUGACGCACAUCAAACAUACAUGUAAGACUAUAAGAACUAAUCAACCAAAUAAAUAUUUUAUUUAUCUACAAAACUGAUUAUCCGUUAGCUUAAAUGCUAUGAAGGACUGAACCAAUUGGCUUCACACCACUUAGAUUGUAACUAGUUGAUAAUUACUAUUUCAUUAAAUGUUCUAUAGCGCCAAAUGACCAUCGCCACCAUUUGCACUUGUAAAACAUCUCUUUGCUGUUUUUAAUAAGCUUUUCGACUAGAUGUUGGAUUGUGGCUGUGUGGAUUUGUGUUCGUUCACCUAGGAGAGCAUUACUGAGAUCAGAAACUGAUGUCGGGAUGUCGAGGAGACUCCAGUUCCGGUUUAUCCCAAAGGUGUUAA
Tachysurus vachellii is the source of this 3069-nucleotide messenger RNA. RefSeq names its product cholinergic receptor, muscarinic 1b (gene chrm1b). Bases 450 to 2003 code for a protein of 517 amino acids. The transcript is spliced from 2 exons. Gene Ontology annotation, biological process: G protein-coupled receptor signaling pathway, coupled to cyclic nucleotide second messenger; chemical synaptic transmission; adenylate cyclase-inhibiting G protein-coupled acetylcholine receptor signaling pathway. The record is from RefSeq and is a predicted model, not a curated record. Gene Ontology annotation, cellular component: plasma membrane; dendrite; synapse. Lineage: Eukaryota; Metazoa; Chordata; Actinopteri; Siluriformes; Bagridae. Gene Ontology annotation, molecular function: G protein-coupled acetylcholine receptor activity; G protein-coupled serotonin receptor activity.